Molecule: messenger RNA, 593 nt
Organism: Colossoma macropomum (tambaqui)
Lineage: Eukaryota; Metazoa; Chordata; Actinopteri; Characiformes; Serrasalmidae
Product: macrophage mannose receptor 1-like
Exons: 6
Coding region: 51-593 (180 amino acids)
Biological process (GO): immune response
Source: RefSeq, a predicted model, not a curated record
GAGACACAAACACAGACACUGUCAGAGCGACUUUACCAGCAGUAACAGUCAUGAGUUCAGCUCUGUAUCUGAUCCUGCUUUUCUCAGCUCUGUGGACUCUCUCCUUCUGUGGGACUCGUCAGUUUCAUGUGGUGAAAGUAAAUAAGACCUGGGAUGAAGCUCAGAAACACUGCAGAGAGAAUUUCACUGACCUGGCCACCAUUGAGAGCCAAGAGGAAAUGAACGCUCUGACUGCUGUUCUCAACGGGACAAAAGGUUAUUUCUGGAUAGGACUGAGACAGAAAGUUCAACAGAACAACAUUAGCUGGAUCUGGUCAGAUGGGAGUAACUCCUCGUACAGAUACUGGGACGCUGGAGAGCCAAACAACAAUGGGAGUGAUAACUGUGGGAUAUUAUGUCCCAGUGCAUACAGAUGGAAUGAUCUCCACUGCAAUUACUUAGAUCCAUUUGUCUGCUAUAAACAGAUUCCACUCAUCCUGAUUAAUCAGACCAAGACGUGGAGAGAAGCUCUGAGAUACUGCAGAGAGAAUCAUGUGGAUCUGGUCUCUGUUCACAAUGAGGAAAUUCAGCACUGGGUAUCUGGUUCUGGGUGA